This is a messenger RNA of Aspergillus alliaceus, 1583 nucleotides long. RefSeq names its product aromatic ring-hydroxylating oxygenase subunit alpha. The transcript has a single exon. The record is from RefSeq and is a predicted model, not a curated record. NCBI's taxonomy places the organism in Eukaryota, Fungi, Ascomycota, Eurotiomycetes, Eurotiales, Aspergillaceae. Bases 76 to 837 code for a protein of 253 amino acids. Gene Ontology annotation, molecular function: 2 iron, 2 sulfur cluster binding.
CCUCAAGGAACUUGCUUUAUUAAGCUAUUCCAUCUAAUUUCCACUUCCACAACACACCAAAAUCCUUACAGCACAAUGUCAUCCCUCUGGAAGAACUACUUCGGCCUGGGCGAAGUCGCCUCCUCCGGGGCCACACCGCCAAGCGAUACAGACCCGAUGGGGGCUUUGCCUACAAACUGGUACACUUCUCCCGAGGUGUGGGAACUGGAGCGCCGUGCCAUCUUUUCCCGCAAGUGGAUGUUGAUCACCCACAAGCUGCGCUUUUCCAGCACCGGUGACUACUUGGUCUAUGACAUCGCAGGAUAUCCCAUUAUCCUGGUUCGCGACAAGGAUGGCAACAUCAAUGCCUUCCACAACGUCUGCCGCCACCGUGCCUUCCCCGUCGUGACCGAGGAGAAGGGUAAAGCCAGAAUCUUCGCCUGCAAGUACCACGGCUGGUCAUAUGGCCUCAAUGGCAAACUUGCCAAGGCACCUGGCUAUCAGGAUCUUGAAGGAUUCGACAAAAGCAAGAAUGGCCUCUUCCAGAUCCAUGUCCACGUCGACAACAACGGAUUCAUCUGGGUCAACUUGGACGCUAAGGAGAAACCUGAGAUUGUGUGGGAGGACGAUUUCGACGAGAUUGACCUUCAAGUCCCGUUCCAAGGGAUCGAGUGGGAUGACUACAACUUCGACCACACCUGGGAGAUAGAGGGCGACUACAACUGGAAAGUUCUCUCUGUUGAUACCAAAGAUGGUAGUAAUAUUCACUACGCCAACUCUACGGAGGAGCAGACCGCCCGCGACGUGAAGGUUGCCAGCACUUACUAUUUCCCUAACGCGUCGAUGAAAGUUUCGUAAGUCCUUGCCACCUUCUCUGCGUGAUGCUUCUCCUCGCUAACUCCCGGAGACAGGCCCCACGGCUUCUUCAUGCAGCGAUUCGUGCCAACCUCGCCCACCAAGUGUAUGAUGCGAUAUGAGGUGUACCGCAACAAGAACUCCAGCGAUGAGGAUUUCGAGUUGAUCAACCAAAUGUACAGGCGUAUCAUGUCCGAGGAUAAGGACCUUUGUACCAACAUGCAGAAGAACCUGAACAACGGAGAGUUUGCGAAUGGCGAACUGCAACCCCGCAAGGAAAAGGGAGCCCUUUACUUCCAGGCCUUAGUGCGGGAGCUUAUCAUGAAGCACCGCAAGAAGGAAGAGGAAGCUGGUCAGAAGAUCUGGCCCACCCGCCAAAUCCUUCCGACCGCUGCUCAGACCAGCGAGGAGGACAUGACUUUCUGCAACAAGUUGGACGCCCAGAGUCAGGCUCGGGGGAUCGAUUGCUCAAUGCCCGCUGGCGGGUGCUGUGGUGGAGUGGGAUGUCAACCUAAUGAAACUCUUGUCUUUUAGAUUGCAUGUCUUGGAGUUGGUGUUUUGAGCGUAUCAUCAUGUCUUGUCUGUACUUUCAUUUCCUUUCUUUGCUUUUUCUUCGGGUUCCCUUGGGAAUAGGGUAUCAUCAUGUUUCACGACUCUCUCUUUCACAUGAGUAGCACAGCCCAUAUAGCGAUUCACUUACCAUAUCUAUACUGAUAGUUAUCAGAAUAUUAAUUUGAUAGACGAUCGUG